UUCAUCCUGCACCAGCCUCUUCUCAGCUCCUCGCCGGCCGCCGCCGGUCGAUCGGUUUCGUCCUGCAGUUGGGGCGUGCGUGGAGUUGCUGCUCUCUUCUCCGGUUCUCCGCUACAAGACCAAUCAUCCUGUGACUAGCAAAACUUGGCCAUUCUUUUGGUCACUGGUCAGUUCCUUGGACGAACAUGGCAGAGGCGAGCACCCAAAGGCGAAAGCGAAAGCUGGAACCGCGGUCCGGUGUGUGGGAGCACUUUAACCGUUUCACAGAUGACCAUGGGAACGACAAAGCGGAGUGCAAAAGUUGCCGUCUGGUGCUCAGCGCAAACUCUAAAAACGGCACGAGCAGCCUGCAGUCGCACGUCAGGAUAUGCAAAUGCAAAGGACAGGAAGCUGCCGCCGUAGGGGGACGACCGCCGCGGCCAUCUGCUCCGUCGCACUCAGAUCCAUCAUCUCACCGCGAUGCUGCUGGACUGGAAGAAGAAGAAGAAGCCAGUAAAUAUCUCGCUCGCAUGAUCGCAUUGCACGGAUACGACUCGUCGGUCGUCGAGGACGACUACUUCAGGAGCUUCGUGCGCCGCCUCAACCCUGAAUUCAGGGUGCCCUCGCGCUCUGCCAUCGAGGAGAUUUGCGACGGUAUCUUUGAUAAAGCAAGGACGGAUCUGUUCUACAGGCUAAGGUGCUCCCAUGGGCGGGUCAGUUUAGCAGUGGGUAGAACUGAAACCAUGGAGGGGCAAGUUCUAUAUACAGCAUGCCACUUCAUUGAUGAUGAAUGGAAUCUUCACAAGGUUGCCAUGGAUGCUUAUGUGGAUGUACAAUGGAGUGGCUUCUAUGGCCCAUUCUCUGGAAUGCCUGAGCUUUGUCUUAAUUCUGAUCAGUUUCUAUAUUUUACAUCCAUUGAUCAUGUGCUUGAUGGUAUCUCAGGGCGUGGUAUUUUGGAUAGGCUGUUCAUGAUGGCACGGGGUAAAAUGGACGGCAUUAUUCACCCCCAACUGAUGGAUUACAUAGAGGAAAAAAUUCCUAACGCCUAUCCAAGGAGGAGAGAACUAAUUAGUACCACCUACAUGGACGAGGUGCUUCACUCCAUUGCUCGACGCCUUACUCUACGUCCAGAUUUCGAUCUAGAAAUGUGUUUAGAGUCAGGCGUGCAGGAUUUACAUGUGACUAGACAAAAACGCCAGCAGCUUCUUUCACAACUUGGUCUAGAUUACCUAUGGAUAUACGGUGAGCAUUGGUAUGCGUGCUAUUGUUCUUUGGAAGUUCUUCGCAAGGAAGGUUCGUCUGCAAUUGCAGGCAUAGACUCUGAAUUCGUAGGACUGUUGUGCAACAUUUGGGGGAAGAUAUAUCGUGCCAUUAAAAGAAUUUCAGCCUCCAUCUGUCCCACGUCAAAUCUCUGUCUUGCAGAGUUGUUUAAUGUGAGGGAAGUCUUGCAAUCUGGACUAGAACGGACUGCUCGGGACAAUGCAAACGUUUUCAUCAAUGGACGGUGUCUUAGCUUUAUAGGUGGCAAAGAUGUUGCAGAUGUUCUUAAAGAUGCAAUGGACACUUUAGACAGGAGCUUGAAAGAUUCAUACCUCGUAUGGUCUAUACCGCUUGUACUGGAUCCCCGGUACAAACUCGGAUACAUAGAAUUCGCCUUGAGAAGAGCAUUUGGUCCUAAUGAGGCAGCACGCUACAUCUCCGAGGUAACAGGACAGAUCAAGAAGCUGUAUGCUGAUUACAUUGAAUAUGAUGGUGGAAUCAAUGGUGCAGAUUCAAGUCUUGUCUUCGCGGCGGAGGCCGUUGACAGCGCUGCUCCAUUAGAACAAGCAUGGGACGAGCAUUUCCGUUCACAGGAUGGCGUGGCUGAAGUUACUAGUUGCCUGGAUGCCAAGACGGAACUUGAUCGUUACCUGGAUGAUCGUCUCGUGCCUCCGACGACAGAGGGUUUUGACAUUCUCGGCUGGUGGAAGGUUUACAGCUCGACGUACCCGGCGGUGGCUCGCAUGGCGAUGGACUCUCUCGCCAUGCCCACAUGCAGUAAGCUUUCUUCUAAACAAAUCGCCCACGUCAGGAGCAUUUUUCGCGGUUAUUCCAAGGAAGAGUACAGACACUCUAUGCCAAAAUGUAACUAGUUCAUGAAAAGGGCGAGAACGUCUUGACAACAUUCACCAGUUUGCGUAGCCAUCAUCAUUUAUGUUGUUGUCCGUAAACAGUCUUGUGACAGUUCUAGUGAUUGCAUGGCGAAAAAAGCUGUAUGUAUGAUCAAACACAAGUGACGAACU
Molecule: messenger RNA, 2261 nt
Organism: Phragmites australis (common reed)
Lineage: Eukaryota; Viridiplantae; Streptophyta; Magnoliopsida; Poales; Poaceae
Product: zinc finger BED domain-containing protein RICESLEEPER 1-like
Exons: 2
Coding region: 186-2111 (641 amino acids)
Molecular function (GO): DNA binding; protein dimerization activity
Source: RefSeq, a predicted model, not a curated record